CCAAUCAUGUUUUAAUCUUUCUUAGCAAUGCAGUUGACCAUGGCAACAAAAUCCCGCCCGAAAACAAAGUUUCCGAGCUCAGAGUCUGUGAGCCUAGCGAAUCGUGAAAAGAAUGACAGCGACAACCGACACACCCGGUUCCCUGGGGGAGUAGGUUUACAGAGGCUCUCAAUUUCAGAGAAAACUGAGCGAUCGAUCACAACACUCUCAAAGAGAGAAGAAGCCGUGAAAACUAUCUCUCGCAUACCAUUGGAGGUCAAUCCACCCGAUUCAACACCGACCAGACCACCACCGGAAUUGAAGACCAAGACAACACAACGAGCUCAAACUCCAGUCCUUCAAGCAAAGAGUCCAUGGGAUACGUAUAAAUCUCUUCGUCCACUCCAGCGCGGUGGUGAAGUCACAGCAGCCUGUACGCGAAUAGACCCGAUUAAGAUGGUAGCUAUCAAGAAGCUCUCUCCCGAUGAUUUCAAACAGUUUAGGAGUUGCCAGCAUAAGAAUUUACUCGCAAUAAUUGAGGCGUAUCAAUUCGAAGGUCAAAUAUUUGCUAUUACCAACUAUACAGCUACUUCUCUAGUACAUAUUAUUGCCAUCCCACUCCAACUAGAAGAGCUUCAUGUAUCUGCAACCUGUCAGCAGGUCUUCCAAGGAAUGCAAUACCUGUCCCGAUUCGGUAUUGCACACGAGAAACUCGAUAGCUCUAAGGUCUUAUUUUCGUGGGAUGGAUGCGCAAAGAUAGAUUCUCAAGCCCAUUUUGGCAAUUGCCAAUCCACGGAAUUGGCCUUAGCUCGCUCAGUCGGGAUCAUUGCCAUCGAAAUGAUGCAAAAUGGCAUCUCUCCUAUAACGGAGAAGUUAGUCCUAAAGGACCCUAGUAGAUGGUCGCCAGAAGCCUCUAACUUUCUAGACAUCGUUUCGUGGGCUACUCUAAAAGAGAUUCGUGAUCAUAAGUUUUUAAAGUAUGUAACCCCAACAGUCAUGAUUCCAUUUGUGGAAUAUGCUCGCUGGGAGACCGUCGAAAGCCACUACUUGCAGAUUGAUUCAAAUGAAUGAUUCAGUUCAAAAUGUCAAGAACUUCAAUCUCAACUUUCACGUGCACUGCACUAGGCGUAUUGGAUUAUU
Molecule: messenger RNA, 1119 nt
Organism: Hyaloscypha bicolor E
Lineage: Eukaryota; Fungi; Ascomycota; Leotiomycetes; Helotiales; Hyaloscyphaceae
Exons: 4
Coding region: 28-1050 (340 amino acids)
Biological process (GO): protein phosphorylation
Molecular function (GO): protein kinase activity
Source: RefSeq, a predicted model, not a curated record